GCGUAAUCAGCAGGAGUGACCGCCAGCCCAGCAGCAGCAGCAGGAGCAGCAGCAGCAGCAGCAGCAGACGUGCGGCGGCUGCUCUGUCCGUUGAACACCAGUAUGAAGAUCCACUCGGAGGUCGAGCAGAGCGGCUGCAGCCGCAGGGUCGGAGAGAGGCAGGAAAACCAGCUGACGUGUCUGCAGUGUCAGGAGGAAACGGUCCGCGUUGGUCCGGGGAGUCCCCGCAGUCCGCGCCGCCCCACCGCGACGCGGCUCUCAUCGGGAUCAGCAGACCGUGAGCCCAGCAGCAGCAGCUACAACCUUUCUUCUGGAACCUUCUACAGCUGCGUCAGUCAGGUUACUGUUGGGUUUGACCUCGGGGGUCAAGUGGCCGUGGAGUUCUCCCACUGGAAGAGUCCGUUCCCAGCGAGCAGUCAGAACCUGGCCAGUCUGGACUGUGUCCACUCCGAGGUCUCUGAGGCUCCGCCCAUCACUGACUACUUGGAGCCGGCGUCCUGUCCAGCGUCCCUGUCUGUCAGCCCCCUCCCCACCUGCAGUGCCAGUCAGGAAACACUGUGUGGCAGCAGCACCAGUGUAAAUUUCUCACCUCGUGGGUCGGGGCCCUCGCGGCCGCUCCUCCACCGACGCAGGGUCCAGCUGCAGCCCACGACCUCCGACCCCCAGGCAGCGGACGGAGCCCUCGCCCCCCCCUCCUGUGGGCAGGCAGCUGUAGUGGAGGACUCCUCUGCUGAAGGCCCAGAGUCCAGCACUCAGGAUGAUGUGCCCCCUCUUGCUCUGAGGGACGUCAACGUGCUGCUGGACAGAGAAAGGUCAGAGGUCAUCGCUUCAUCGUCGGGAGGUCAGGACGACUCCACGCCGUUCAACACCGACACACACAACAGCAUCGCGGACGUCAAUGUGAAGUCCGACAGUGGUCGGUCGGAGGGGGGCAGUAAAUCCAGCGGACUUUGCUUCAGCGAUCGUCAGAGUCCCAUCGACUACAUCCUGGUGUACAGGAAGUCCAGCUCCCAGACGGAGAGGAGGGAGGUGUUUGAGCGGAACAUCCGAGCGGAGGGUUUACAGACGGAGAAGGAGGCGUCUCUAAUCAACAGUGACGUCAUCUUUCUAAAGAUCCACGCGCCGUGGGAGGUUCUGUGUCGCUACGCGGAGAUGAUGAACAUCCGCAUGCCCUUCAGGAGGAAAGUCUUCUUCAAACCCCAGCGUCAGCCGUUCCUGAGGAGAGUGGAGAAGCACGUCACCAAACUCCGAGGCUGGUUUCCCAGCAGGCCCGUGAAGUUUGACAACAGCUCUGUUCCAGACCUGGAGGGAAACCAGAACUUCACCGCUCCGUUCAGCCGCUCCAGGAUCCACCAUUUCAUCAUCACCAACAGAGAGACUUUUUUCAACAACGCCACAAAGAGUCGCAUCGUCCACCACAUCCUGCAGAGAGUCCGCUACGAGGACGGCAAGAACAAGAUGGGACUUCACCGUCUCCUGAACAACAACUGCUACGAGGCCGCGUUCCCUCUUCACGAGGGCAGCUACUACAGUCAGAGCUCCAACAGGACGCAGGCUCAGAACCAUCGACACCUGCUCUACGAGUGCUGGGCCUGGUGGGGGGUUUGGUACAAACACCAGCCGCUGGACCUGAUCAGGACGUACUUUGGGGAGAAGAUCGGACUGUACUUCGCCUGGCUGGGCUGGUACACUGGGAUGCUGGUCCCUGCUGCGCUGGUCGGCCUCCUGGUCUUCCUCUACGGUGUCUUCACCUUAGACCAGUUCCAGGUCAGUAAAGAGAUCUGCCAGGCGACUGACAUCAUCAUGUGCCCCAUCUGUGACCAGUACUGCCCCUACCUGAGACUGUCGGACAGCUGCGUCUACGCCAAGGUCACCUAUCUCUUUGAUAACGGAGCCACUGUGUUCUUCGCCGUCUUCAUGGCCGUGUGGGCGACAGUCUUCCUGGAGUUCUGGAAGAGACGAAGAGCUGCUCUGGCCUACGACUGGGACCUGAUAGACUGGGAGGAGCAGGAGGAUGAAGUCCGACCCCAGUUUGAGGCCAAAUAUUCCAAGAAGGAGAGAAUGAACCCCAUAUCUGGGAAACCAGAACCGUACCAGGCCUUCACCGACAAGUACAGUCGACUGGUGGUCUCAACCUCAGGGAUCUUCUUCAUGAUUCUGAUCGUGAUCGCCGCCGUCUUCGGCAUCGUCAUUUACCGUGUGAUCACGGUCAGCACGUUCGCUGCCUUCGGCUGGGCCCUGAUCAGGAACAACUCCCAGGUGGCCACCACAGGAACUGCAGUCUGCAUCAACUUCUGUGUCAUCAUGCUGCUGAACGUGCUCUAUGAAAAGGUCGCUCUUCUUCUCACCAACUUAGAGCAGCCGAGGACGGAGUCGGAGUGGGAGAACAGCUUCACUCUGAAGAUGUUCCUGUUCCAGUUCGUCAACCUCAACAGUUCCACCUUCUACAUCGCCUUCUUUUUGGGAAGGUUCACUGGUCGACCUGGUUCUUAUCUACGACUCCUCAACCGCUGGAAACUGGAGGAAUGCCAUCCCAGCGGCUGCCUCAUCGACCUGUGUAUGCAGAUGGGAAUCAUCAUGGUCCUCAAACAGACGUGGAACGACGUCAUGGAGCUGGGAUACCCGCUGAUCCAGAACUGGUGGACGAAGCAGCGAAUCAGACGAGAGCACGGGGACCCCACCUUCCCACAGUGGGAGAGGGAUUACAACCUGCAGCCAAUGAACGCCUACGGCCUGUUUGACGAGUACCUGGAGAUGAUUCUUCAGUUUGGCUUCACCACCAUCUUCGUGGCGGCGUUCCCGCUCGCUCCUCUCUUGGCGCUGCUCAACAACAUCAUCGAGAUCCGUUUGGACGCCUACAAGUUUGUGUCCCUCUGGCGCCGCCCUCUGCCGACCCAGGCCAAAGACAUAGGGAUUUGGUACGGAAUUCUGGAAGGCCUCGGAAUCCUGGCCGUCAUCACGAACGCCUUCGUCAUCGCCGUGACCUCAGACUUCAUCCCUCGCCUCGUGUACGCCUACAAAUAUGGACCGUGUGCUGGACAGGGCCGAGCGGGGGGGGGGUGUCUGGUUGGUUACGUCAACGCCAGCCUGUCCGUGUUCCAGGUGUCGGACUUCGAGAAGCGAUCGCGGCCGAAGACGAACGGUUCCGAGCUCCUGGGAGAAGCCGUGCAGUACUGCAGGUACCGGGACUACAGAGAACCUCCAGACGCCACAGAACCGUACUCGUACACGCUGCAGUUCUGGCACGUUCUGGCAGCACGCCUGGCCUUCAUCAUAGUCUUUGAGCACAUGGUCUUUGCCAUCAAGACCCUGAUCUCGUACCUGAUCCCAGACCUGCCCAAAGACCUGCGUGAGCGCAUGCGCAGAGAGAAGCACCUGAUCCAGGAGCUGAUGUACGAGGCGGAGCUGGAGCGGCUGCAGAGAGAGAAGAAGAAGAAGAAGAACGCCCCACCCGACGACGGUCACCGGCCGUAAACACACACACACACACACACACACACUCUCUGGGUGAAGAGCGUUGGUGCACGAUCCUGGAGCCCCGGUCUGGCCUUCUGCUUCAGCCACGUCUAAACAGCACCCCCCAGUGGAGAGUUGACUUCACUCGUCCUCCUGAAAUACAGUGAAAGUUUUAUUCUAUUUUAAACAAGUUGAAGUUCAGCUAAAAUGAAGGUGAAACUUUUUCAGGAGUUGAACUUUGUAAACAAACACGUCUGUGUGACUGAGUAUUGAACCAAACACAGUCAGAGCCACGGGCUGCUCUGACUGUUAACCACGCUGUAGAGAAAUAUUUCCCAUCAAUAAAUGUCUGUUCAAUUCCA
Molecule: messenger RNA, 3818 nt
Organism: Cynoglossus semilaevis (tongue sole)
Lineage: Eukaryota; Metazoa; Chordata; Actinopteri; Pleuronectiformes; Cynoglossidae
Product: anoctamin-4-like
Exons: 29
Coding region: 103-3474 (1123 amino acids)
Biological process (GO): chloride transmembrane transport
Cellular component (GO): plasma membrane
Molecular function (GO): protein dimerization activity; intracellularly calcium-gated chloride channel activity
Source: RefSeq, a predicted model, not a curated record